AUGAGGAGCACUCGAAGGUGCCUCAUGAUCUGUUGCCUCGUGGCGGCUGUCAUCAUUAUUCUCCUCGUUGUGACUUUUGUGAUCUUAUACUUCACCAUGUUCAAACCAAAGCAACCAGAAGUUGUGGCGAAGCCGGUGUAUCUCAGAAACAUGGAAUUCGGACUCCUCCCCGUUCCGACGCUAAACGUAUCUCUAGGUUUAGAUGUCUUCGUCAAGAACCAGAACCGUGCAGGCUUCAAGUAUGAUAACACGACGACUUCCAUCUACUACCGAGGGGUGUUGGUUGGGGUGGCAUCAAUCGAGGCAGGCACCAUCGAUGCCCGAGCAACAGAUGUUAUACCCACAGUGGCGGAUCUUCAGGCCGGGAAGAUCAUCUUGAACCCCUCUUUCUUGCCAGAUGUUGUUUCAGGAUCCUUAAAUUUUACGUCCUCGUCGAACCUGGAGGGGGACGUGAUCCUUCUCGACAUCUUCAAGUUGCACGCAUCGACUCGGGUCUCAUGCGAUAUUAGCGUUUUUCUUAUGACGAGUAGCAUCAGCUCUACCUGCCAUUCGAAAGUUAAAAUUUGA
Messenger RNA from Phoenix dactylifera (date palm), 567 nucleotides. NCBI's taxonomy places the organism in Eukaryota, Viridiplantae, Streptophyta, Magnoliopsida, Arecales, Arecaceae. The record is from RefSeq and is a predicted model, not a curated record.